AUGCGGAGAGCCACGAGUGUAUCACGAGACCACCUGGCGUCACUGGGAACGUGCAUCGGCAAGUUCACCAAGUCGGGCAGCUUCCGCCUCACAGUCACGGCGCUCGACCUGCUUGCAGCAUACGCCAAGUGCAAGGUGUGGGUGAAGCCAGCAGCGGAGAUGUCAUUCCUCUACGGCAAUCACGUGCUCAAGAGCGGGCUCGGGAGAAUCACCGAGAGCACGCAGCAGAACCAGGGCGUGGUGGUGCUAUCCAUGUCAGACGUGCCGCUGGGCUUUGGCGUGGCAGCCAAGUCGACACAGGAGUGCCGGAAACUCGACCCCAACGCCAUUGUUGUGUUCCACCAGGCCGACACAGCCAAGUCCACACAGGAGUGCCGGAAACUCGACCCCAACGCCAUCGUUGUGUUCCACCAGGCCGACACAGGUGGGGCUCUGAUUGCUUGCUAG
Molecule: messenger RNA, 447 nt
Organism: Closterium sp. Naga37s-1
Lineage: Eukaryota; Viridiplantae; Streptophyta; Zygnematophyceae; Desmidiales; Closteriaceae
Source: the annotation of a GenBank genome assembly